UGGACUGAGGAAAUUACAGUACAGGAGGAAGCGGGGACCAGCAAGCGCCCAGAAAGCAUCUGUCCCACAAAAGUCCCAUCAGAGACCAAUGUCCAGAGAAAAGUGACACUGAUUUUAUUUCCUGGCUCAGCAGCUGGAGGAGGAGGAGGAGUAAUCCGGACCAGAAAGUGAUCUGUGUACAGUCAUGAAACAGUUUGGGAGAAAAGUAAUCUUAAAUCAAGUGACAGCACUGCGCAUUUCUGCAGAGAGUGAGGUGCAUGAAUGACGCAGGUGUUUGCGGAAGAAAAGUUACCAGAGGAGCUGAACUCUGCAGAAGUGGCGGCACAGGCUGGGUCAUGUGUGAGAGUGAUCAGUACGAUGGGAACCGGUGAGGAAGGAUCCGGUGUCGGUUACUUCACCUGAUUAUCCUGUCCUGGUUUUUAAUCACAUUCAUGACUUUUGACGCUGUCUGGAAAGGAUGAAGGGCUUUUUACUGCGCUGCGUUUUUCUCUGGACGAUGUUGCCGCGGAGCAACAUGCAAAGUGCUGUACCUGCCACAGUGUUGAACUGCUGUGAAGGGGAUGUUCUCAUUUUGCUGGAUUCUUCAGGAAGUAUAGCAAACUACGAGUUCUCACGCUUGCUGCGCUUCGCUGGUGAGCUGUUUCAACCCUUCUCAUUGGGCCGUGGGCACGUCAGAGUCGGGCUGCUGCAGGUGGGCACCAAGCCAAACCUGGUGUUCGGCUUGGAUGACCACAGCAGUCAGGAAAGUCUGCAGAAAGCUAUGCAACAUGUCAGUCACCUGCAGGGAGACACCAACACUGUGGCGGCGCUCGGGGUGGCCCAGCAGCUCCUGACAGAGAAUGUGCCAAAGAUUCUGCUGUGGAUGACUGACGGUGUGCAGCCUGGAGACGUGGACGAGCCCAUGACGAAGCUGAAGGCUCAGGGAGUCUCUGUGUUGAUUGUAUCUACAAUACAUGGCAACUACCAGGUGUUACAACGCGCGGUGACACCUCCCCUAGAGUCCCACCUCUACUCUGUGGACAUUGAUAACAUCGAAAUCAUCACAGAGGAUCUGAGGGAGGCCAUCAUCAAAAUUAUUCGAGCAGAACGGCUGCGCGUGGUUCACUUGACUUCCCACAGUGCUGUGCUGCAGUGGCGUCCUGUUCUGAGUGCAGACAACGGUUACUAUGAGCUCUGGUAUAACUCCAUGUCAGACACAGACCCUGUGACCAGACGUACCGUCUCAGGUGACUCCAGCUGGGUCGAGCUAACUAACCUCCAGCCUGAUACCACCUACACAGCGUCUCUCCGCCCGGAGUCCAACCAGAGGCUGUUUAACACACUCUCUGUUAACUUCACCACACUUCCUGAUGUUUUAAGCCCGUCAGUGGUCUCCGUGUCAGACUCUGGCCCUCAUCAGAUCCGUGUGAGCUGGGGUCCCCUGCAGCCAGCUCGGGUCCUGAGAUACACGUUAGAGUAUGGGGUGAUUCCAAGCGGACGAGUCCAGACUGUGACGUUACAUGGCCAGAAAAACUCUACUGUACUUAGGGGCCUGGAGCCGGGCACGCAGUACCUGGUCACAGUCAGCGCUCUGCAUAAGAAUGGGAGAGAAAUAGCCAUGUCAGUGAAGGCAUGUACUCAGGAAGCUCUGCCUGCUCUGACCGACCUUCGGCUGACCCCAGUGGAGCGUCAGGAGGUGCAGGUAACGUGGCAGGCCAAUCAGGAAGGCUUGAAAGGCUACUGGCUCAGCUGGGAGAGAGAAAACUCCCACAUGUCCUCCUCAAAGUCCUCCUGUCUAUCUGUCCCCUACUUCACGUUCGACACGGCUCACACACCUUGCCCCGAGCAGCCGAGUGUGUGUGUCUCCAGUCUACAGUUCAGGCCUGGGAGACGGGUUAUGCUGCACAGCAGAGAGUCACUCAGAUUCCAGCCACAGGGGUUAACAGACUGCAGCAGAGUCUGCAGUAAAAAACAUGGAUGAAAUCGAGUAUUUUAAGUGCUGGAUGGACUGGACUGCAAAACGUGUGCAGGACUGAGCUUUAUUUCUUAAGUUCAAUUUUCAUCUUGAAAUUAAUUAUAAUAACAGAAAGGCUUUAUCACAUCACCCCAGCCCUCUGUCCUCACAAUGGCUGAGUAAAUACAGAGCAUAAUUAAGUCUUUUUUUCUCAAUUGCAAUUUCGUAGGAAGGCUGCCCGCCACAGCACCACACAUUUGUUCAGAUAUAUCCCAGAGUAUGCAGAUAGGCAACAUUCACAGUCAGUAUGAGGAACUAUUGUUACUGACAAUGAUUAUUUAUUAUUCUGAUUAACAGUCUGUAAUGGCAGCCUACUAUUAAAUUGCACUGUUACAUUUACCUGAAAUUAUAAGAAAAUGUCUUUAUCUUCCUACCUGCCCUGGUGUCAGAUCAAAAUCAAAAUUAGUAGUAUCACUAGUUUUACAUCUGAAAACAUAUAAAUGAUAUCUUCUUUUCUGAACCAAGACAUCUUUGAGGAACCAUAAACCAUGAACUUUGUUAACUAUACAAGCACUCUAGCCUGAGCAGCUGAGCUGCAAUAGCCUGAUAAUUAAACUGACUUGCACUUCAUAUUCACAGCAAUACUCGUUUAAAGAUGGAGUGCAGGACUUUUACAUGUAAAUGAAUGUUGGUGUGACCAAGGUCACGCAAUGCUGAGUUUUAAAUCUGGUGUCUGUGGCGACAUUCCUGCGCUGAUAUCCCCAUAGUGAUGUUUUUUACGUCACACAGCAAUGAUUAGUUUGCCAGUCAUUAAAGGAAGCGAUCCACGAUGAGGACAAACAUGUACUGCAAUUACUCUCACUGCCAGGAGGGGGAGACAAAAGUUCCACACUGCAGGUUUAAAACUGCUGAAAACAAAUCGCAAAAAGAUAUGAGCAUCAGCUCAGAGGUCUGGCACUACGGUGGUAUUGUCACAAGUCAACUUAUCCCUCAAAACCUUUUUACUAUGCAGCGUUUUAAAUAAAUGUAAUAUUUUUUCCACCACUAGUUUUCACAUCAGUAUUGUUAAAUGAGUCUAAUUUUAGCCAGGAGUUGAAGAAGCUUUGAAUGCCAGGUGACAGGACUAUGACCUUGCCUGUUAAUGUUUUUCUCAGAUUGGCAGAAUCCUUGCUCUCACUGAAAGUGAUUCAUCCUUUGAAAGUUAUAAAAGCAGUGUUAAUUCAUGAAAAAGAACAAAGUUCUGUUACAUGCAGCGAUAUCAGCUCAAAGUUACUCUCUAUAAUCCAUGGGCUGCAGACAAAAAUCAUGGUGGAGAUAAUGGACCAAUAAAAAUAAUGCUGCAUCAUUGUGAUUUUGGAAUUUCUAUUGUUUUAAUGACCAAAUUUAAGCUUGUUAUUUACCAUUGGUGGCCUCUCAAGUGACUCCUUACUUUGGAUUUUUGAUUGUGUUGAUUACAGUAGUUUCAAAUGUUAAAAUUUGAAGCUGAUCAUGGAUGAGUUUGGCCAGGAGAGACAAGUUUCAUUCAUCAUUCUCUCAGUUUCUCAGUGACAUUUCUCUCGGUUUCACUAAGUGACAUUUGAACAUUUUGCAGCAAAUAAGCAGAAAAUACUGAAGUCACAGACACAGGUGUGUUUCUGAUUACCUGUCAGUGAUAAAAAAGCAGGGAGAAUGUGACGCUAGUAAAGAACAAAGAUGAUUUUAUGUUAUUGGCUCUUAAGAGCAGAGUAAAUUCCUCUCUGUUUUGGCAUCCUGUACUUCUGUACUGUACAGGGUACACAGUGAAUAUGUACUGUAAAUAUAAUUCUUUGCUUUGUAUUUAACUUUAUGUGCUACUGAAUUUGUUUAAUAUGUUUCUCUAGGCAAAUUAAAUGAAAUAACAGAAGAUUUCUGUAAAAAUAUAUAUAUUUGCAUAGUGUGCAUAUGCAUUCUAUUUUUUGUAACUAGAUGUGAAUAAAAGUUAUGUAUUAAAACUG
Molecule: messenger RNA, 3906 nt
Organism: Lates calcarifer (barramundi perch)
Lineage: Eukaryota; Metazoa; Chordata; Actinopteri; Centropomidae
Product: von Willebrand factor A domain-containing protein 1
Exons: 6
Coding region: 458-1960 (500 amino acids)
Molecular function (GO): protein binding
Source: RefSeq, a predicted model, not a curated record